GUAUGUUGCAAGGAACGGCAAGGCCUUCGAAGACAUGAUCCGAGAGCGCGAAGGCGCCAACCCCAAGUUCACCUUCUUGCGCGAGAAAGGGGAGGGAUGCGAAUAUUUCCGAUGGAGGGUGUACUGCCUGCAGAUGAAGUUUGAGAAGCAUGAAAUGGAUGCCAUGCUGCGAGAAGCUUUCCCUCCGCUGGGCGAGGAGGACCUCAACACUUUCAAGGAGAUGUUGACUUCGCUCACGGGAUCCAAGGAUCACAUCCGAUCGAUGCGAGCAUGGAUUAUGUCCCACGAGGAGAACGUAGAGUUCAUCUGCGAGCAUUUCCACGCGCGGAUUAUCAGCAUUAAGGAGUUCCAACCAAGGUUACACAUCGUAUAUGUCCUCAACGACGUGCUGCAUGCCUGCCUCAAGAAGCGGAUGGAUCCAUCGAUCAUCGAUGUGACUUCGGAGAGGAUCUUUCGACACGUCCUCCGUCUCCUGCACCCGACGUUCCAGGACGAACCUGAUGCGGAGAACAGAGGGAAGAUCUCGAAAGUUCUCGGGCUCUGGAGGGAGAGGAACAUUUUCUCACCUCAGGAGAUCGAGCAGGCGAUGUCGGACAGAAACGCUAUCAUACCCUCACCGACGGUCGACCUGGAUAGCUUGGGAAGCUUUCAAUCAGCGAUGAGCAGGAAGCAGCCUCCAGCUCCGAACAUGCCUCAUCCUCUGCAAGCUGCCCCUCCUUCCCUCCCUCCUCCCCUGCCCGUCCCUCCUCAGCAUCCCUCGGCGCAAAACUUUGUCAUCCCUCCAACCCAGAAUUUUCACCCUCCUAUCCCCCCACCUCAAACGAUCCCUCCUCCCCUGCCCCCGGCCCAACAGUCCCUUCCUCCUCCCGCCCAGCCCCCCAAGGCUCCUAUUCAGAUCCAGCUCUCCUCGGCCCCACCCGCCAUGCCCCCUCAGAAGCAGCUCCCCCUCCAUCAUGGAUUCAGCUCCUCAGGUGACGCUAUCGCCACCUGCCGUCCAGCUGACAGGCAGGCAGCGCGGCCACCGACCCAGGGCUUCAGCUGGAAGGCGCCCGACGAGAUCCCAGCUGGGCUGAGCCUGUUGGACAGCCUGGAUAAGUUCUACAGCGAGCCGAUCGUCAACCGCGUAUUGCAGAUGGCUCGUGAGAGCAAUAUCGACCCGAAAAACGUACAAGACGUCAACAAGAUGCAAGAAGAGGAGGUUAACCCUGACGGUCUAUCGGGAGUCCCAGCAACGAGGGCUGCUUUGAGCUGGAGCACGCCGAGGAAGAUCGUCCCCAAGAUCUCGAACCAGAUCGUCGGGAUCAAGAACCUGAAGAAGCAGACGGAAGAGGACGAUGACGUGGCAGACGUGUUUAAGAGUAUG
This is a messenger RNA of Guillardia theta CCMP2712, 1363 nucleotides long. RefSeq lists its product as hypothetical. Gene Ontology annotation, molecular function: RNA binding. Gene Ontology annotation, biological process: intracellular calcium ion homeostasis; RNA processing. NCBI's taxonomy places the organism in Eukaryota, Cryptophyceae, Pyrenomonadales, Geminigeraceae. The record is from RefSeq and is a predicted model, not a curated record. The annotation marks the transcript as partial. The transcript has 18 exons. Gene Ontology annotation, cellular component: perinuclear region of cytoplasm.